Molecule: messenger RNA, 474 nt
Organism: Verticillium dahliae VdLs.17
Lineage: Eukaryota; Fungi; Ascomycota; Sordariomycetes; Glomerellales; Plectosphaerellaceae
Exons: 1
Coding region: 1-474 (157 amino acids)
Source: RefSeq, a predicted model, not a curated record
AUGCGUCGCGUCACACGUAUACGAGCCCCAAGGCUCCUGGCUUCAUCAUCACCCUCGACGCCCCUUGUCUCCCUCCGCCCCAUCUCGACAACCGCCCCCUCCUCCUCCGACACGACCGACCGAUUCCGCAAGCUCCUCUGGAAGGGCAAGGCCCCGGGCCCAGCAGACCCCUACGCCCAGCAGCCCGAGUCGUCAUCAUAUCAACAACCGGACCUUGAGGCCUACGAGGCUGAACUCGCAGAGCUCGAAUCUCAGACGAGGGACCUGGGCUCCCUCUUCCCCAACGCCGCCUCCAGCAAGACACGCCCCAGCCGGCCCUUCUCCCGCCUCAAGACGAGCUUCAAACCGACGCGCGCCCCGGAGGUCAACGAUGUCGGCAUCAACGGCUACACGCCCGCCCUGUCGGCUGAGGGCCUCGAGGAGGUCGGCGGCUACGAAGGCUGGUGGGAGCGCGAGGGCCACUGGGGGCCCUGA